Molecule: messenger RNA, 1391 nt
Organism: Racocetra persica
Lineage: Eukaryota; Fungi; Glomeromycota; Glomeromycetes; Diversisporales; Gigasporaceae
Source: the annotation of a GenBank genome assembly
UGGGGCGGGUGAUGGAUUUAUGAGUUCCGAGUUCCAGCAGACAUUGGGAGGACAUGGAAUGGAGGACAUGCCUCUUGAUGUUGCAUUCGGAUCUACAAUUUCUAUUAGGCAUGAAAAUACGCAAGGUGGCUAUCUACAUUCACAUUUGCAUAAUUAUCCGGGAGGAAGCAAACAACAACAGGUUACUUUGUAUCCACAUAAGGAUGAUAAUAAUUUAUGGGUUGUCCAAAAUCAAACGGAUCCUGAAGUACCGUUUAACGAGACCGACCCAAUUUGGAUACAUCAUAAUUCAGUGAUUCGUCUCAAUCAUAUUAUAACUAAAAAAAGGAUGCAUAGUCACGAUGUUAGACCACCAGUAACUGAAGCGGAAUAUCAAAAUGAAGUCAGUGCUUAUGGAUAUGAUGGUUUCCCAGGAGAUGCAAAUGAUUUUUGGCGUGUGGAAAUCACUGAUUACGAUAAAUCUGACCCAGAAUCUCGAGAACGUAUUCGUACGCUUCAUACAAAAUUUCGCCUUUAUCAUGUUAUUACCGGAUGUUAUCUUUAUUCUCAUAAGGUUAAAUUACCUGAUUGGGGUUUUGAGCAACAAGAAGUCACCUGCGUUAAAGGAGGGUACUAUCCAAAUACUAUCUGGUUUAUAGAAUCAAAUUCUCAUCCGCAACUACCGAAUAAUGCGGAGAAAGUUAAUUAUCGGAAACCUGGAUUUUUUAAAAAGUUCUUCGAACUUAAUAAAGUUAUGUGGACUACCAAUAGUGGAUUGACUGAUUCUCACCCUUACGAAUCUCGCCCUUUGUCUUGGAUAUUUUUAAGCCGAGGAAUUAAUUUUUGGGUUCAAAAUAAUCGUCAAAUUUAUUUACUCGGUAAUCCACUUGUGUGGUGGACUUCUACUCUUGCAUUACUUAUUUUUGUUGUUGCUAAGUUGAUUAUAAUUUUGAGAGAAAAAAGAGGAUACAAAGAUAGUCUGGAUGGUAAAAAAGAGCAUUUUGAAUCAUGGUCUGGAUUGUUCUUUGUAGGAUGGUGUUUGCAUUAUAUUCCAUUUUUCUUAAUGGCUCGACAAUUGUUUUUACAUCAUUACUUCCCUUCAUUGUAUUUCGCAAUUCUUUUAAUUGGCAUAGCAUUUGAUUUAUUCACAUGCAAAAUGUCUUUUAGAAAUCGGCUAAUUACCGCAAUAAUAUUUUUAGUUGCUAGUAUAUAUAUAUUUACAUUAUUUUCACCACUAAUUUAUGCUGGUUCAUGGACAAAAACAGAUUGUGAGAAGGCCAAAUGGUUAAGUACUUGGGACUUUGAAUGUCAUAUACAUCAUGAUAAUUAUGAUGAUUAUUUAACUAGCGGGAAUACAGUAAAUGUCGUUGAAGAGUCAAGCAUAACACAACUUUCUGAGGAUUCGUCAACUG